AUGUUCUGUUUCAGAUUAGUUCGACGAGAGCUUCGGUGUGGUUGUGGACGCACAAUUCGCGGAAUAUUUUGCUUCGAUAUUUGUUUGGAUAUUGAAUAACAGUAAGAGGUGGUUUUCAGAUUGGUCCAGAGAAUAUCCAAUAAAAUUAAUAACUUCUGAAAUUACUGAUUCUAUAAGCAUAAAACAGAGAAAAAUAAUCGAGUUGUUGUUAACGACACAGAUAUUAUUUGUAUUAACGACAAAAGUGUACGUGUUUUUCUAGUGGAAAAGUAGAACAAGUGUGGAUUGUGUGUGUCCGGUAAUACGGUAACAUAAUAAUGAUCGGUGAAAAUUGCAUAGGAUAUGGUAUAAGUGCGUUUAAACAAUGAACUCAUGAUUCGUCGAAAUGAGGAAAAAUGGAACUGGGCCAACAACAACUGGCACAACAUGGACCGAAACGCACAAACCAGUCACCAUCAAUCAUUAUCAACUCAAACAAAUUUGUCAAUUCAAAUGGCACACCAUUGUUUUUACGAUCUUGGUGGUGAUUUUAAUGUCGCUGAACGAGGUACAGUCCACUGUAUCUGUUACAAACCGACUGGCAAGAAAUGUGCAAAAAAUUGGAGCUCACAGCGACAAGGAUGCUAUAGACUCAUCGCUGCAAAUCGUUCACGACAUUUCGACCGAAAACUUUGGUACUUUAUGCCUUACAGUAAUAUCAUAUCGCUCAUUAAAUAUAGCAAUAAACCCGGAAAGAUAUGAAGGAUCGAGGCAAAAGGUCGAUUUAGCUGCUGUGGUUUUGCAAGAAGUUGGAGUAAAUCGUCAUGGCGGUCUUCUUGACGCCUUGGCCAAAGGCUUGUUAUCUGACGAAUAUAUUACGAGUGCACGUAUACUUGCAACAAACAUUACCAAUGGUAUUCUUGGCACAUCGGUGUGGUGGGUAAAGAAUGUAGGUGGUUUAGGUGGACCACGUCGCAUCGAAGAGGAUGGCGUACAAAUCGGAACAAAGCCAAGUACGAAAUAUCCGUGGUUCGAAGACGAGGACUCUUCACCUGGUCUUCGGUCACCAAAAUUCGUACCCAGUCCAGCUAGCACAUCAUUCAAAGGCUGGUGGACAUAUCCAUACUAUUCAUGCGGUAAUCGUCGAUGGAUUCUGUCUUACAGUGUUGCCAUUCCACCAAUCGGAAUUCAUGGCAGCAUGAGAGGAUUCCUGAGCAUAGACAUCGACAUAUCUGAUUUGCAUAUUAAUCAGUGCGAUUUACCGAUCCCCCGGCCGGUACCAUCUCGUCCCAAUCAAUUAUCGAACCAUGAUGAAGUGUUCAACGAAAUUGAUGUGUUUCACAAUUUCCACAAGUGUCACGAAGACAGUAUGCAGUGUGAAUAUCGACAGCUUCGAAAUGGAUUUACUAAAAAUAACUUUGUUACCGCUGGAUGGACACGUGGAGCAUACCAGUGCAUGUGCAAAGCUGGAUAUUAUUCGAUUCGCCAUCCGUUUGGAUUUAACGGCACAGUAAUGGAGAUAGCUUAUCGUGAGUUCCAAGAUAAUAUCAGCACAUAUUAUGAUACGGUGUUUCGGUGUCAACGUUGUCAACCAGGCUGUAUCACUUGUGUCGGUCCGACACCAUGCCUUGCCACAUAUAAUUGGGUUUUUCGUAUAUCAUUGCUAACGAUUUCGGUGUUAUGUGCGGUAUUUACGCUGUCACUAGCAUGCUACAUGUAUAGGCAUCGUAAGGUGAAAGUAUUUAAAGUUGCCAGCCCGAUAUUCUUGACAAUAACGUUACUUGGCUGUGCCAUCAUGUAUCUGGAGAUGGCUGCCAUAUUUCCAAUUUUGGAUGUUUAUAGUUGUAUUGUAACGAAGUGGACCCGUCACAUGGGAUUUUGUGUAACGUACACUGCUCUUUUGAUGAAAACAUGGAGAGUGUCGCUAACAUAUCGUGUGAAAUCAGCACAUAAAGUGAAAUUGACCGACAAACAACUACUGCAAUGGAUGGUUCCAAUCCUACUUGUAAUGCUUAUUUAUUUAGGAACAUGGACUCUUUCGGCAACACCAACGGCUGAAGUGAUUAAGGAUAAACAUGAUUUGAAAUUUAAGCAAUGUUCGUAUAAUUGGUGGGAUCAUAGUUUGGCAAUUGGAGAAGUGUUGUUUCUGGCUUGGGGCAUACGUGUAUGUUACAAUGUACGAAAUGCUGAAUCACUAUAUAAUGAAGCUAGAAUGAUUUCGUAUGCCAUAUACAAUAUUGCCUUGGUGAAUAUAGCAAUGAUUGCCUUUCAUUUAUUCAUAUUUCCACACGCCGGUCCCGACAUAAAAUAUCUUUUGGGAUUUAUACGUACCCAGCUAUCCACAUCGACAACAAUAGCUUUGGUGUUUGGACCCAAAGUCGUACGUGUUUUACGUGGUCAGGGUGAUCAAUGGGAUAAUCGAGCUAAGGUUCGUGGAAUAACGGCAUCAUUUUCAUUGAAUGGCAUCGGAUUGGUGCAAGAGGAUUCUCCAGACUUAUAUCAAGAGAACGAAGAGUUGAAGGAAGAAGUUCAGAAACUUGCGGCUCAAAUAGAAUUUAUGAAAAUCGUACACAUGGAAAUAAAUAAUCGCCACAUAAAACCGAAACCAGGCGGUUAUUUCACAUUGGUGGCGGGAUUUCAGAGUCCUAUGACGAAGGGAACAAUGGCCCAAACGCAAACCAGCAAACCUUCGACGCAACAAAAUAGUGGAGUCAGUGAAGAUGGCCAUAGUGGUACGAAUAGCAUAGGGGCCAAUUCAAUUGGAUAUCCAUCGGUACACGCCGGUCCCAACACAGCCAACUCAAACGGUACCGAACGCGUCUGACCUGUGUCCCGAAGUGGACAGGAUUGCUCAUUAAUUUCAUCAUGUGGUGCACAAACAACAACUGCUUCCAAUUCGAUAACCAGUGAUUCAAUCAGUAAAUUAUUGGAUGUAAGGGUUCCGAUUUAUGUAUAGGAAGUAUAACGAAAGAGUGUUUAUCCCGUAAGGAGGAUAAACCCGAAUAGUACGGAGAAGAAAAUAAACAAUAUGUUCAUUAUACAACAUAAACGGUGUUAUAAGUAUAGAAAAAUUAUGUGUUGCCAAUUUCCUAAAACAAAAAAAAAGUUUAAAAAAAAACCAGAAAAUGGGGAAAACAAUAAAUAGUUUAUUAUAUGUGUCGUUCAAUAAUGCAAACAGUAUAUGAAAGAAUGAAGAGGAAACAAAAAUGUAUAAUUUUCACUACUGAAUUAACUACACAAAAAAAGCAAAAGAAAAUAUUUUUUAUUUCAUGUACUCAAUUUAAAAAUAAAAAGGAAAAUAUUUUAUUAAAACAAUUGAAAACAAACUGUUGGUUGAACCAUUUUUGAAAUUUUAUACAGCAAAAAAAACAUUUUUAUGAUAUGACUUUGUGACAUUGUGGUUAUUAUGAUAGUGCUAUCCUAUUAGCUCUACAUGUACGUUCUUUUUAAAAGGAAAACGACGUAAAUUGUGUUGUUACAAUAUGAAUAUUAUACAUUUUAUUAUAUACAUCUAAUCUAUUAUACAGAAAAUCUAACAGAAAACUUAAUUGAUUAAAAAUACUUCGGUUUAAACGGCUCAACAAAUGAGAUAAAAUGUUAAAUGUUGUACAAAACUAAUUCUUUGACUAAACCAAAUAUUGGAGAUACACGUACGUACACAAAACUUUACUAGGCGUUAUUCUAAAAUAUGAAAAUUCAUAAAUUCAUCAUGCGUUGCUGUCAAUUUUUCAAAAAAUUAAAUUGAAUCACUGUAAAUAAUUCGAUAAAGAAAAUUCUAUUUAUGAUACAAAACCGUUAGUGUUUUCCAAAAACCGGAAAAAAAUUGCAAUUAUCAGAAGUUACGACGUACAUGGUGAGUGGUUUCUCAUUACUGUUGGUGCUGUGACCUAAUUUCCUUUAUUGAAAGGAAAUGACCGCAGAGACACUUAAUCAUUACAUUAAUUUUGCCAAGUGACUAUUGGCACCCGGUGCAAAUAGCAAUUGAAGACUGUUGGCAUCCUGGAAAGGCGUUUUAUUCGAUCGUAAUUCGAUCGAGAUUGAUUCGUUCUUAGGGAUUCAUCCCUUUACACAUUGUAUAUGAAAAGUGUUUCACCGUAUUUGCAAAAUGCAUUUUUCUUUACACGGGUGCCGAUAACCAUUUUAUACUAUUUCCACCCGGUGCCAAUAUCACUUGCGUUAAUUUUGUGUAAUGGACAUUUUUGAAUCAAUUUUCUAGUUUCAAUGGCCACCUCGAUAACCGUUAUUUAGGAACAAAAUUUGGUUUGGUGAAUACGGUGUUCUCAGGCGACAAAUUCAUUUUUACAAGCACAAGCAUAUUUUUACAGGCAUAUUUCCUAGAAUUAAAUGUUCGAAGUUUCUUGAAGAUUCCUUUUGACAUUUGUAACAAUUUUUAUGAGUUUUCAAGAAUUUGAAUAGUUCGAAUAAUUGAAAAUAGAUCUUGGCACAAGUACACUGGUAACUGGUACGUGGUACAUACACAAUGCCACAGCAUUCUUUUUCUAUUAAAAAUAUAUUUACAACAGCAAGCUUUUAAGUAUAAUUCAUGAACCUGCAGGUUCGUUCAUAUGAAAUCACUAGCAACUUUGCUACUAAAGACCAUCAAUGUUAUUAAAUAAUGAGAAAUACACUUCACCAUAAACAGAAAAUUAGGAAAUGCAUCUGAAUUCCAACUUAAAAAUUUAUUUUAUCGGAAGACGAAAGUCAGUUACUCAUAUCCUUUCACAGACCGCACAUAAAUCAUCAGUAUGGUUAUCAAGUCUGUUACUUCUUUUGAUGUAAGCAUUUUCAACAUGUUGAUGCAUAUUAGAUCUUGUACUUCAUUAGUUUUAACAAAUUUUGUCAUACUUUCUGCUAGAAAAUUUUGUCGUUGCUGUCGAUAACAGAUGACAUAGCCGUCCGUGAAAGGAUAGAAUUGAUGAUUAAUACUCGCAAAUGAAAAUAACUUUACUGUAGAAUAUAUAAACCGUGAAUUGUUGAAUAUUUGUAAUGUUGGUAUUUUUACAAAACUAUUUUAAUCUACAAAAAUCGCUUUCCGAUAAAAACAGCGCUACAAUAAAACGAAGGAAAAAACUUUUUUUUAAAAUAAGUAAAUUGUUCGAUGUCUAAACUAAGAUAAUUAAAUCGUCCACCAGAAGUGUCACCCUUUUAUUAUUUCGAAAGAAAAAGAGUUACACUUAGCGAAGCUAUAAUAGUCCCAACAUAUCAUUUACUAAUUUUGGUUUUACUACCUUCAUGAGUUUUGAUACGGAGAGAUCAUCAAAAUAAAUUAUACAAAAAAAAGAUAAGGAACAAACGAACAAGCAUGGAAAGGGCACAAGAAUACUGAGGAAAAAAAUCUGUUGUAUAAGAGCAAUAAAUCGACCACAUCGUGUAAAGCUUUCAGAGUAAAAAUUCUGUCGACUUCGGGAAUUUGAUAAUAAAUAAUUUUGCAUUUAAACAAAAUAUAUGAAUUUGAUCAGUCACGUUCUGUCCAUACAACAACGGACGCGGAGAACAAAGAAAAAAAUUUCAUCUCAGUUUAAGAUGCAAAUUAAAAUUAUUUUAUUUUUAGUAAAAUUUGCAUGAAAACAUAGGAAAAAAUAUUUAAAUUUUUACAAACUUUCUACUUUCUAGUUCUAAUUCUAAUUAUAACAUUCACUUGUCAAUCUUAUCGAUUUUUUAUAAUGCAUCAAAGCAAGAUCUUUUAUUGAUUAACAUUCACUUUUCAAUUUUGCAAUGGAACAUAUGUUUAGCGAAGUCUUUCAUUGAUAAAAUUUGGUA
Molecule: messenger RNA, 5739 nt
Organism: Bradysia coprophila
Lineage: Eukaryota; Metazoa; Arthropoda; Insecta; Diptera; Sciaridae
Product: putative G-protein coupled receptor CG31760
Biological process (GO): G protein-coupled receptor signaling pathway
Cellular component (GO): membrane
Molecular function (GO): G protein-coupled receptor activity
Source: RefSeq, a predicted model, not a curated record